This is a messenger RNA of Chenopodium quinoa (quinoa), 570 nucleotides long. RefSeq lists its product as uncharacterized. The record is from RefSeq and is a predicted model, not a curated record. Lineage: Eukaryota; Viridiplantae; Streptophyta; Magnoliopsida; Caryophyllales; Amaranthaceae. Gene Ontology annotation, molecular function: nucleic acid binding. Bases 1 to 570 code for a protein of 189 amino acids. The transcript has a single exon.
AUGGUGAACAAGUCUAGGAAGGAUUGGUCCCUCAAGCUUGACGAUACACUUCGGGCCUUGCGGACGGCGUACAAGACUCCAAUUGGUACAACCCCCUAUUGGUUGGUCUAUGGGAAGACUUGUCAUUUGCCGGUUGAGUUGGAGUAUAAAGCUUGGUGGGAAUUCAAGGAGCUUAACAUGGAUAUGUCGUUGGCCGGUGAGAAGAGAUUGCUCAAGCUCAAUGAACUUGAGGAGCUUCGAUAUGAUCCCUACGAGAACUCAAGGCUAUACAAGGAGAAAACCAAGAAAUGGCACGACAAACAUAUAAGGAACAAGAUCUUCACGGUUGGAGACAAGGUGUUGUUGUUCAACUCUAGGCUUCGUUUGUUUCCCGGAAAGCUCAAAUCAAAAUGGUCUGGGACUUUUGUGAUUUCAAGGACUACUCCUUAUGGGUCUUUUGAGUUGGAGGUGGGUGACAACAAGUUCAUGGUUAAUGGCCAUCGUUUGAAGCACUACUUUUGCAAGGAAGAAGUUGGUUUGAUUGAAUGUAUGAGGCUUGAUCUGAUGGAUCUUGAGCCACCCUUUGGAUGA